AUGAUGGAACAACUAGCUUUACAGCAACAAAUCGAGCUGCUUCAGCAACAACAACAGCAUAUCGCUGCGACACACCAACAAUAUGUAAACAUGGGUUAUCUGCAGCCCCAGCAGCCUCUACAGCAUGUUGCAAAUGCCUACAAUCCUGCCAUCCAAGGACAGGCUAGUCUUGGAGGUUUAUCAUCUCAUGGAAACGCAUUUCAGUUCCCACAAGUGCAGCAACAGCAGCUCGGUAUUCCUAUGAACAAUCAAAAUCAGUCGUCUCAUCGUCGAAAUCAGUCUGCAAUCUCUAAUGUCGGUGCCGGGCCACCCCCUGCCCCUUCUUCUGGAUCAGCAUACAAUGAUUACAAUCAGCAAGGUCAAACCCAGGGCAAUCCUACCCGUGAAGGUGGGGGCUCGUCUCGCGGUCGUGGUGCUCCUGGAGGCGGGCACCAACGUCGCCAUUCUUUAGCUCUUCCUGAAGCCAGAAAGGCUGCUGAAUUAGCUCAGCAAAAACGAACAACUUCUGGCUUUCAAUUCCCAAUUCCUGGUUCUUCUGGCGGCUCCAAUACAGGACAAGCUGAAGUUGUUUCUGCACCGGAUGAGCAGGGAGUCCAGAACACCGGUGCACCUCAGGGCUCACAAGGUCUCGGUGUUCAACGGGCUAGCAAUGUUCGUGGUGGGGCUCAUAUGCGUAGCCAGUCGCUAGCUGUUGGUAAUGGCCGCGGCCCUCCUGCCAGAGGGGCUGGUGGAUUUCAAUUUCCACAAGGCGCAGACAGCUCUGGAGAUGCUUCCCGCCGAGCGAGCCACCAGGGACAUGGCCGGAAUGCCUCAAGAAACUUCGACAGUAACUGGCGCCAGCAGAGCAAUCAACCCCCAGCCCCGGAUCCGCAGAGAGGAUUCAACCAGCAACAACCGUCAGGCAACUUUCAACCCGGCCAUCGUACACGGGGCUCCACAAACCAUCAGUCUUCCGGCUCUCUUGGUCAAUUUCAAUAUUCUGGGCAGCCUCAAAUUAUUCAACUUCCCCAGGGCCCCGUUAUCAUGACGCCUCCUCAACUCUUUGCCGGACAACAACUGGGAGCUCUCCAGCUUGCUCAGCUUCAGGCCCUGCAACAAAGUGGGCAGCUCAAUGGGCAGAAUGUUACUCUGCAAGGUAAUCAACAGGUAAACCCUCAGCUUACUCAACAACAGCAGCAACAGCAGCCACGCAAGACCUUGUUCACUCCUUAUCUACCCCAGGCGAACGUACCUGCCCUGCUCAGUGACGGCCAACUCGUCACGGGCAUUUUAAGAGUUAACAAAAAGAAUCGUUCAGACGCAUAUGUCACCACCCCUGAUCUUGAUGCAGACAUCUUCAUCUGUGGUAGCAAAGACAGAAACAGAGCUCUUGAGGGUGACCUUGUUGCCAUAGAGCUUCUAGAUGUUGAUGAAGUGUGGAGUCAGAAGCGUGAGAAAGAGGAGAAAAAGAAACGCAAGGAUAUUACCGAUACUAGAAGCGGCAGCGGUGCCGGCCUGGAAAAGGGAAGGUCGGAUUCUACUACCAAUGGGGAUUCACAAGUUGGCCCGGAUGGAAGUAUUCGUCGACGAGGAAGUCUUCGUCAACGGCCAACGCAAAAGAAAAACGAUGAUGUGGAAGUUGAAGGUCAAAGUCUUUUACUUGUUGAAGAAGAUGAGAUCAGUGAUGACCACAAGCCAUUGUACGCGGGUCACGUAGUUGCUGUGAUAGAACGUGUCGCUGGCCAAAUGUUCUCUGGUUCCCUUGGCCUCCUUCGACCUAGCAGCCAAGCAACAAAAGAGAAACAAGAAGCCGAACGGCAGGCAAGAGACGGUGCUCACAAUCGACCUCAACAGGAUCGCCAUCAGGACAAGCCAAAGAUUGUUUGGUUUAAACCUACAGACAAACGUGUUCCCCUAAUUGCUAUACCUACUGAACAGGCCCCUAGAGAUUUUGUUGAAAGGCACCAGGAUUAUGCAAACAACAUUUUCGUCGCCGCCAUUAAACGAUGGCCUAUCACCUCUCUACAUCCGUUCGGCACUCUCGUCGAACAGUUGGGCCAGAUGGGUAACUUGAAUGUUGAGACCGACGCGCUCUUACGAGACAAUAAUUUCGCCUCCGAUGAAUUUUCCGACGCCGUCCUGAAGAAUGUCGGUUUCGAAAACUGGUCCCUUGAUGAUGAGACCGCUGCCUCACUGGAGUCUCGCCAUGACUUCCGUAAUGAGAAAGUGUUUUCAAUUGAUCCUAAUGGCUCGAAGGAAUUGGAUAACGCUGUUCAUGUGAAACAGCUUCCUGAUAAUAAAGUAGAAAUUGGCUUUCAUGUCGCCGACGUUGCACAUUUCAUCAAAGCGACUGCGCUGGUUGACAGAGAAGCAAAGAAGCGUGGCACCGGAGUCUAUCUGAUGACCCGCGUGGUAAAAAUGCUACCUCCCCGUCUCUGUGAGGAAAUAUGCUCUCUCCAUCCAGGCCAAGAUCGCUUGACCGUCAGUGUUGUCUGCAAGGUGGAUCCAAAAACGGGCGCCGUGGAAGAGGAGCCUUGGAUUGGGAAAGGCAUAAUCCAGAGUUCCGGAAAGUUGACUUAUGCCGAGGUUGAUGCUGUUCUCGCUGGGAAAGGUAGCCAACUCAGUGCGGCUACUCUCGCUGAUAUCAAAUUGCUGAGUGAUAUUACCUCAAAAUUCAGAGAAGCUCGCUUUGGCCACCGAUCUACUGAUAUUCCAUCACUCAGGCUUUUCUAUCAAGUUGAUGAUGAAAAUGUUCCUGUUUUGCAUAAUAUUUUCAAUUCGUCUCCAGCACACGAGCUCAUGGAAGAACUGAGCCACAAGACAAACUCCAUUAUUGCCAAACGUCUUUUUGCUGCUUCUCCGGAAAAAGCCUUUCUCCGACGACAAGCGCCCCCCAAUUUCAGACGACUGAGAACGUUUGUUGACAGGAUGGCGCGGCUUGGGUUCGAAAUCGAUUCUACUAGUAGUGGUACUUUACAAGACAGCCUUUUCAAAGUUGAGGAUAUUGAUUUGCGAAAUGGUAUGGAGACCAUUUUGAUCAAAGCAAUGCGCCGAGCAAAAUAUUAUGUUGCUGGAUCUGUUCGGGAUGAAGAUCGCCAGCACUAUGCGCUCAAUCUUCCUCUUUACACCCAUUUUACAAAUCCGUCCCGGCGUUAUGCAGACAUCAUUGUUCAUCGCCAGUUGGAGGCGAUAUUAAAAGGUGUCGACCUGCCUGACGACAUUACAAAUUUAACAAAAACUGCCGAGCACUGCAACAAUAAAAAGGACUCCGCUCAGAUUGCACAGGAGCAGAGUGUUCACAUUGAAUCCUGCCGGAUCAUUGACAAGAAAAGACAGGAAGUUGGAGGCGACCUUAUUACCGAAGGCAUUGUCCUCUCUGUCUAUGAAUCCGCCUUUGACGUGCUUAUUCCAGAAUACGGUUUUGAGAAGCGAGUGCACUGUGACCAACUUCCAUUAAAGAAGGCCGAAUUCCGCAAGGACGAACGGGUGCUUGAACUCUACUGGGAAAAAGGCGUCCCUUCCUCGGCAUACAUUCCCGAGGACGAACGGGUCAAACCUACCCUAAGUACCCGCGCUGCUACGGCUGCUGCUGCUGCGCGGCAAGCGGAAGAAGCCAAGCAAAAGGCAAUGGAAAGGGAAGAAGCUCAAAGAAAACAAACAGAAACAGGAACGAUGUCAACAGAUGAUGUUGACGCCCUCUUUGACGACGACGAUGAUAUGUCCGAGAUUGCAGAAAUGGUAUCCGGUGUAUCUUUGGGAGACCGCUCUACUCAAAGCAUGCCCCCUUCCCCAACCAGGAAUGGUCACGCUCAAGGCCCCCAUCGGACUCAAUCCGAUCCAAAAAUAGCCGUGAGUGCUGCCGAUGCUCCGGAGUCCAAAUUAACCAACAAAGAGAAAUACCUUAAUCUCUUUAAACUCCGUGAGGAAGAUGGAGAGUACAUCCAAGAUGUGACUGAGAUGACCCGAGUUCCCAUCAUCCUAAAGACUGACCUCUCUAAGAGCCCACCGUAG
Ophidiomyces ophidiicola is the source of this 3990-nucleotide messenger RNA. RefSeq names its product Translational repressor (gene SSD1). Gene Ontology annotation, cellular component: exosome (RNase complex); P-body. Gene Ontology annotation, molecular function: 3'-5'-RNA exonuclease activity; RNA binding. The record is from RefSeq and is a predicted model, not a curated record. NCBI's taxonomy places the organism in Eukaryota, Fungi, Ascomycota, Eurotiomycetes, Onygenales, Onygenaceae. Bases 1 to 3990 code for a protein of 1329 amino acids. Gene Ontology annotation, biological process: mRNA catabolic process. The transcript is spliced from 4 exons.